CGUGACGUCGUGUUGUAGUCUGUCAGCUGGUCGCUCAGGACAGCAGCUAGGUGGUGUUGGAUUCUUACUUAGGCGUAUACUGUAGGAGAUAUAUAACAGGAUGGAUAUUCGCGGGGCUGUGGACGCUGCAGUCCCCACCAACAUCAUUGCUGCCAAGGCAGCUGAGGUGCGGGCCAAUCUGGUCAACUGGCAGUCCUAUCUUCAGAGUCAGAUGAUCUCAGCAGAGGACUGUGAGUUCAUCAAGAAGUUUGAGGUGGCCAACUCUGAGGAGAAACAGGUCAUUCUGACCAAUGAAGGACAUCAGUGUGCGAAGACCUUUCUCAACCUGAUGGCCCACAUCUCCAAGGAGCAGACAGUCCAGUACAUCCUGACUCUGAUUGAUGACACUCUGCAGGAGAACCAUCAGAGGGUGAACAUCUUCUUUGACUAUGCCAAAAAGACAAAAAACACCGCCUGGUCCUACUUCCUUCCAAUGCUGAAUCGUCAGGACCUCUUUACUGUCCACAUGGCGGCAAGGAUCAUUGCUAAGCUAGCUGCGUGGGGCCGCGAUCUGAUGGAGGGAAGCGAUCUCAACUACUACUUUAACUGGAUCAAAAGCCAACUCAGUUCACAGAAUCUACAUGGUACAGGUCCAGAAACAGGAGCAGGAACUAUUUCUCCCAGUGAAAGCUCUCAGUAUGUCCAGUGUGUGGCUGGGUGCCUUCAGUUGAUGCUGAGGGUCAAUGAAUAUAGGUUUGCCUGGGUGGAGGCUGAUGGAGUCAACUGCAUCACUGCGGUGCUGAGCAACAAGUGUGGCUUCCAGCUCCAAUACCAGAUGAUCUUCUGCGUGUGGCUCCUGGCUUUCAGUCCUCAGCUCUGUGAGCAGUUGAGACGCAACAAUGUAGUGCCAGCCUUGUCCGACAUCCUCCAGGAGUCUGUCAAGGAGAAGGUCACUCGAAUUAUUCUGGCUGCCUUCAGGAAUCUCCUUGAAAAGUCUGCGGAGAGGGAGACGCGCCAGGAGUACGCUUUGGCCAUGAUUCAGUGCAAGGUGCUGAAGCAGCUUGAGAACCUUGAGCAACAGAAGUACGAUGAUGAGGACAUCACUGAGGACAUUAAGUUCCUGCUUGAGAGGCUGGGAGAGAGUGUGCAGGAUCUCAGCUCGUUUGACGAGUACAGCUCUGAACUGAAGUCAGGCCGCCUGGAAUGGAGUCCUGUGCACAAGUCAGAAAAGUUCUGGCGUGAGAACGCUGUCCGCCUGAAUGAGAAGAACUAUGAGCUCCUCAAGAUUUUGACAAGGCUGUUGGAAGUGUCUGAUGAUCCUCAGGUUAUAGCUGUGGCAGCUCACGACGUUGGAGAGUAUGUACGACAUUACCCACGCGGUAAACGGGUGAUUGAACAGCUGGGUGGCAAACAGCUGGUGAUGAAUCAUAUGCACCAUGAAGACCAGCUAGUCCGUUACAACGCCCUGCUGGCUGUGCAGAAGCUGAUGGUCCACAACUGGGAGUACCUGGGAAGACAGUUGCAGUCCACUGACCAGCAGCAGGCUCCAGCUGUGGCCGCUAGAAGCUGAACUCGUCCUGUGCAUGUGUGUUAGUGUAUUACCGUGUGGAUGAGUGUGAACUGUGCGUACAUUGGUUUUUUCCAUUUUAAUAAUCAGAUCUUUACUUUGUGUAAUGACUUGAAACAUCAAACGGUGUGUUUUCCUCUUCCAUCUGCGCCACAAAUGAUCCUCGAUGUGACUUGAUUUGACUGUCAUGCUUUGUGUCGUACCCUCCCAGCUAAGUGAUGUGUGGUGAUUAAAGUGGCACUUUAUGUCUGUGAUAAUGUACAAAACUGCAACUAUUUAAGUCCUACCUGUAAAACAUUGUAUGUAUCCCAAUAAAGAUGCUUAUCGGUGGUG
Molecule: messenger RNA, 1879 nt
Organism: Acanthochromis polyacanthus (spiny chromis)
Lineage: Eukaryota; Metazoa; Chordata; Actinopteri; Pomacentridae
Gene: atp6v1h
Product: ATPase H+ transporting V1 subunit H
Exons: 14
Coding region: 101-1549 (482 amino acids)
Biological process (GO): proton transmembrane transport
Cellular component (GO): vacuolar proton-transporting V-type ATPase, V1 domain; lysosomal membrane
Molecular function (GO): proton-transporting ATPase activity, rotational mechanism
Source: RefSeq, a predicted model, not a curated record